CCCCCUGGGAAAGUACAUAUCAGAGAGCAGCAGGCAGCUCCGCGCUCGCACUCCGUCUCAGCCACCACACCGCGCUCGUGUCUUUGCUCCUGACGCUGCCUAAGGGCCCCUCGCCACUGCCACCAUGGACGCCAUCAAGAAGAAGAUGCAGAUGCUGAAGCUCGACAAAGAGAACGCCUUGGAUCGAGCCGAGCAGGCGGAGGCUGACAAGAAGGCGGCGGAAGACCGAAGCAAGCAGCUGGAAGAUGAGCUGGUGUCACUGCAAAAGAAACUCAAGGGCACUGAAGAUGAACUGGACAAAUACUCUGAGGCUCUCAAGGAUGCCCAGGAGAAGCUGGAGCUGGCGGAGAAAAAGGCCACAGAUGCUGAAGCUGAUGUAGCUUCUCUGAAUAGACGCAUCCAGCUGGUGGAGGAGGAGCUGGACCGGGCUCAGGAGCGUCUGGCCACAGCUCUGCAGAAGCUGGAGGAGGCCGAGAAGGCUGCAGAUGAGAGUGAGAGAGGCAUGAAAGUCAUUGAAAGCCGAGCCCAAAAGGAUGAAGAAAAGAUGGAAAUUCAGGAGAUCCAGCUGAAAGAGGCCAAGCACAUUGCUGAAGAUGCUGACCGCAAAUAUGAAGAGGUGGCCCGUAAGCUGGUCAUCAUUGAAAGUGACCUGGAACGUGCAGAGGAGCGGGCUGAGCUCUCAGAAGGCAAAUGUGCCGAGCUUGAAGAAGAGUUGAAAACGGUGACGAACAACUUGAAGUCACUGGAGGCUCAGGCUGAGAAGUACUCGCAGAAGGAAGACAAGUACGAGGAGGAGAUCAAGGUCCUUUCCGACAAGCUGAAGGAGGCUGAGACCCGGGCUGAGUUUGCCGAGAGAUCAGUAACUAAAUUGGAGAAGAGCAUCGAUGACUUAGAAGAUGAGCUGUACGCUCAGAAACUGAAGUACAAAGCCAUCAGCGAGGAGCUGGACCACGCUCUCAACGAUAUGACCUCCAUAACCUGGGGACCAAACUGUCAUCAGUCUCUGGCACAAGCACCUUUACCUGCUGAGUCAUCUCCCUGGCCCAGUUUUAUUUAUUUUAUGCAUGCCGUCAACACCCAGCAUGAAUCUCAUCCUCUUGAAGCACACAGAUAAGUUCUGAAUCAGUGUUGAGUGGAGAUAAAUACUUGCUUGCUGUGGGUAACACACCACUGAAAUCAGAGGAGAGUUCAGACUUUGCAUGUGCCCCUGUGUCUAGAGGGGAGUUUUUCGAGACAUGUCCUUAUGGCGGAAAUGGUAGUACUAACUCAGCACCACCCUGCACCUGAGCAGUGAGGAUGAGGUUCAAGAAGAGUGGACAGAAGUGGGCUGGUCAGGGGCUCACCUAGAAUCUCUGCGGAGCUCUAGCAAGGCAUGAGUGGCAGGGCCUGGCCUCCAGCCUGGCCUUAGUCCCCAAAUCUGUUGUCCCAAACUACACAAAGCUCAGGUCACAGGAUGGUUUUAGUGAGGUGCAAAAGGAACAUUGGUUCCUUCCUGCAUCCUGCACCUCCUUCCUUCUGCUCUACAUCUCCAUCAAGGUUCCAGCACUUUCUCCAUUCUCCCAGGCCUUGCCAUGCACUGUCGCAGGGCACACGGUAUAGGACCUUGGGUCAGGGUACACCACUGCUGUCCUGUGUAUCCAUGUUUUCCAGUCUGUUAACUGCCUCUCACUGACUCGAGCUAACCUCUUCUUCCUUCUGUCUCCUCUUUUCUGCUAACCCUUGCUGACCUGUCCAGACCAGCUCUACCAUCAACUCGAGCAAAACCGCCGCCUAACUAACGAGCUAAAGCUGGCCCUGAAUGAGGAUUAAAAAUUUGUGUGGAGAAACUUGGGCCAAGUUCUAGGAAUGGAGCCCAUGUUCAGGAAAUCUAUGACUCAUGGGAUUGAAAACGAUCGCUUUCUGCAGAAAUGGGAAGGAAAGGCAUUGGUUGGAAGACCAGUCUUGCCUUGUUUUCCUCUGUAUGUCUCAGUUAAAUCCCUAUUAACCCCCCAAAGUUUUUAUGAUAUAUUAUGUAUAUGUGAAAAUAUUUAUACCAAUCAAUUCAGCCCUUCCCACAUCAACAGGUCUACUUUGAACUGACUGAUAAUGAGGGCCUUUCCCCACCAAAAAAAAAAAAAGUUUUUCUAUUUCCUCUUAGCCAGCUGUGAGUCCUGCUUUAAAUAUCUAUUACAAAUGUGUGUCCCUAACAUCUUCAUAACAUGUAUAGUGUUUGAACUGUGAUUCAAUGUACCUAUGCUUGGGCAAAUAGCUUUUGAAAGCAGGAGCUCAUAUCAGAAGUCCCUGGUUGAAAGGUAUGCUUCGUUUAGCUUAACGGUGUUGGAUUCUGAUGGGUGUCAUUCUAAUAUGUAGAAUACCAUAAAAAUACUAAGAGACUGUCCUAAUGAAGUGUGCAUGAGGUGUGUCCAUAACCAUUUGUGAGCAGUAGAAAUAAACCAUUUAAAAAGUGGUUAGAAACCUAUUUAUGUCAUCUUCGUUUCUGUGAGGUUGUGUGCUCACACAACUACCAGAUCUUUAACUGCCUGUAACCCAGAAUCCUCUGCUGGUAUUAACUUCAGUUUGUGUAACAAUGCUCUCUACCUGUAUUUGGUUUCUGCCCCUCCCUUGUUCCCGCAGCACCCUGUGGGUGAGCCUUCACCAGACACACCCUGCCCUUGCCGUCAGGGUGGAUGGAUGGUGUAGGUGCACCCUGGGCCUUGUCUGGAAACGAGUGAUAUCUUAAGCAUGUAGAUUGUUGCUCCUCUUCUGUGUGUGCGACUGAUGUUUGCUUACUACGUGUGCAAACCACUACCACGUCUGGCGCACAGCUACUCAUGACUUAAUUUUCUAAUCCCA
Messenger RNA from Arvicola amphibius (Eurasian water vole), 2832 nucleotides. It is a transcript of the gene Tpm1, whose product is annotated as tropomyosin 1. Bases 125 to 1114 code for a protein of 329 amino acids. Gene Ontology annotation, cellular component: actin filament. Lineage: Eukaryota; Metazoa; Chordata; Mammalia; Rodentia; Cricetidae. The transcript has 10 exons. The record is from RefSeq and is a predicted model, not a curated record. Gene Ontology annotation, biological process: actin filament organization; cardiac muscle contraction. Gene Ontology annotation, molecular function: actin filament binding.